AUGAAGGGAUGGAGGAAUAAAGUAAACGAUUACAACCCAUAUUUUGUACUUGGGGAUCUUUGGGAGUCUUUAAAGGAAUGGAGUGCAUAUGGAGCUGGAGUUCCUCUUGUGUUGAAUGAAAGUGAUUCAGUUGUUCAAUACAAUGUUCCUUAUUUGUCCGACAUUCAACUUUAUGUAGAUCCGACAACACCCCUAACCAAAAGAAGUAAGACUUGGUGUGGCUAUUGCAAGAGCGUGAAGAAACUGUUCUCUGAGCUUAACGUGUCCUACAAGGUUAUCGAACUGGAUGAAGAAAGUGAUGGAGGUGAAAUCCAAUCCACUCUUAAGGAGUGGACCGGUCAGAGUAUUGUUCCUAAUGUAUUCAUAGGUGGGAAGCACAUUGGUGGCUCGGAUGCUAUUAUGGAGAAGCAUCGAGCUGGGAAGCUGGUGCCGUUGCUAGCCGAAGCAGGUGCCAUUGCGAAUGCCUUUGCACAGCUAUGA
Molecule: messenger RNA, 480 nt
Organism: Helianthus annuus (common sunflower)
Lineage: Eukaryota; Viridiplantae; Streptophyta; Magnoliopsida; Asterales; Asteraceae
Product: glutaredoxin
Exons: 4
Coding region: 1-480 (159 amino acids)
Biological process (GO): cellular response to oxidative stress
Cellular component (GO): cytoplasm
Molecular function (GO): glutathione disulfide oxidoreductase activity
Source: RefSeq, a predicted model, not a curated record